UUUCCUCAAGCUUCUCCCCUCUUAAAACCCACCAAACACCUUCAGAAGGCUCAUUUAUUUUCAUCGGCAAUUGUUCUCCAUUUCUGUUGAUUUGGUCCUGUAUGCCAUUAUAAGAUCUACAAAAGGUUCCCUCCCAUCUUUCAUCUGGUUAUCGUUUGGUAACUGAUCGGCGUAGCUUUUUCUCCUCUGAUCUGGUCUUCGGAGAGAGCAGAGCUACUUUACUUUCCCUUUUCCUUCUUGUGCGGCUUUUGGAGCCAAUUCAGAGCCAGAUUUGGGAGGUAGUCGAUCAUUUCCAAUCACUAUGAUCUGCUCCCUCAAGCACUCUGCUCUAUCUCCCACGACAAUCAAUGGAUCUGAUCCGGUUGUCCGCCGGAAUACGCGGUUGGCGGCGGGGAAAGCGUUCUUCUUGUCACCGCUUGGUGCGCCCAAGGGUUUGAAAGGCUCUCUUUUGGUGUCGAAGCCUUUGCAUCUCACCUCAAUUGAGGCUUUUUCACCCAAGGGGAGGAAUGCGCGGCCGCGGUCGAUCGUGUGCAAGGCUUAUGAAGCGGAGCCGGUUGGCGCUGGGGAAGCGAAACCGGAGGCUGCGAGGAAGGCGAAGAUCGGAGUUUAUUUUGCGACCUGGUGGGCGUUGAAUGUCGUUUUCAAUAUCUACAACAAGAAAGUGUUGAAUGCGUUUCCCUACCCGUGGCUGACGUCCACGCUGUCGCUUGCUUGUGGGUCUCUUAUGAUGUUGAUUUCCUGGGCUACGAGGAUUACACCGGCUCCCAAGACUGAUUUCGAAUUCUGGAAGACUCUGCUCCCUGUUGCAGUGGCACAUACAAUUGGGCACGUUGCUGCAACAGUGAGUAUGUCUAAGGUUGCAGUUUCGUUCACUCACAUCAUUAAGAGUGGAGAGCCAGCAUUCAGUGUCUUGGUCUCUAGAUUCAUCCUGGGAGAGUCUUUUCCUGCCGGAGUUUACUUGUCCCUCCUCCCAAUUAUUGGUGGUUGUGCUCUUGCUGCUGUCACCGAGCUCAACUUUAACAUGAUAGGUUUUAUGGGGGCCAUGAUCUCCAACUUGGCGUUUGUAUUUAGGAACAUAUUUUCGAAGAAGGGUAUGAAGGGAAAGUCCGUCAGUGGAAUGAACUACUACGCUUGUCUCUCUAUGUUGUCCUUGUUGAUUCUCACACCUUUCGCCAUUGCUGUUGAGGGGCCACAGAUGUGGGCUGCUGGGUGGCAAAACGCCCUUUCUCAGAUUGGACCCAACUUCGUCUGGUGGGUAGCCGCACAAAGUGUGUUCUAUCAUCUUUACAACCAGGUUUCGUACAUGUCGUUGGAUGAGAUCUCUCCCUUGACGUUUAGCAUUGGGAACACCAUGAAACGGAUAUCCGUCAUCGUUUCCUCGAUCAUCAUCUUCCGCACACCUGUCCAGCCCGUCAAUGCUUUGGGAGCUGCCAUCGCAGUUCUUGGAACCUUCUUGUAUUCCCAGGCUAAGCAAUGAUCUAGAAGUGGGGAAGAAUAAGAAAGGAGGAGGUGUCUAAAAGCAAUUCUUGUUGGGUUUGGUAGGGUUUGGUUAAGCAAAGGUGGAAUGUGGAUGAUGAAGUAAAGGAAAAAAAUGUUUAAUUGUCAAAGAGGAUGGUCUGAAAUGCAGACAACAGAGACCAUGAGGACUGGUUCUUUUUAAUUUUGCUAUACAUUUGUUGUUUUGUAGAUAAUAAGGUGAAAUAGUUAAGAGUGGAAGAAAAGAAAAGACGGUAGGAAUGAUGAUAAUAAUUUUGUGCCUCAUUAACAGGAGCAGCAAGAAGCUGUCGGCGGGAGCGCGAGUAUUCUUCUUCACUUUUUUUCCGCAGCUUGCUUUGCUGAACAGAGUUUGAGUUGAGCUACUUUGUGUUCUAAUUUUACAUUUUUUGGCAAAAUAAAACCGGGAGAGCCAAGAAAUCCCUCCGUAGUCCGCAUUUUGUUUCAACCAUUGCUCGAUUAAAUCAACACAAAUAUAUCGAACGGUUCACUUUUGAUAAACAUAGACAUAGCAACCUAAGAU
This is a messenger RNA of Linum tenue, 2017 nucleotides long. Lineage: Eukaryota; Viridiplantae; Streptophyta; Magnoliopsida; Malpighiales; Linaceae. The record is from the annotation of a GenBank genome assembly.